GUUUACAAUAGGAAAAAUUAUACGGCAAGGCAAACUGUUACACGUACUAUAAAAGAGUUGUUUUAGUGCUCAGGGUUAUUAUUCUUUGGUCGUACAAGAACAGGCCGGGCAUUAUCUAGAUACUUAUUCGCGAGUACUGAUAACUUACAGAGACAACAAAAACCAUGCAUAGGUUGAUAAUGACCGCGCUUGCAUUGUUCAUUCUGAUCCUACACUUGGCGUUCUCUGCGAACCAGUCGGUAAAUUGUCAGUCUCAACCAGCCUCCUGUUGCUCAGUGCAUACAACUAGUUGUGCACCAGGGUUCCCUGGCAUGCCUGGGCAUAACGGAAGAGACGGUGCUAGAGGAUCAAAGGGAGCACCUGGUAAAAAGGGACCUGCCGGCCCUGUAGGACCUAAGGGUGAUCAAGGUCCCGCAGGAGCACCAGGGAAAAAGGGCUCCCAAGGAGAUCAGGGCCCUGCUGGAGUAGUUCCUCAAAGGAACUGGAAACAAUGCACGUGGAAGCCUCUGGAGGACGGCAGAGAUUAUGGGUUGAUAAAGGAUUGUAUCUUCGUUAAAAAAAGCUCAGACACCGUCUUGAAAGUUGAGUUCGACGGCGAUUUCAGAGUAGCCUUUUGUAAAAGGUGUUGUAAACGUUGGUAUUUCACUUUCAACGGCAUUGAGUGCGCUAAACCAGCUCCCAUCGAAGGUAUUGACGCCAUUUGGCGAAAUCAUGGUAGAACAGACACCAACGUUCACAAGCACAGUCAAAUCGGAGGAUACUGCGAGGGGAUUGGAUUGGGAACCGUUCGCGUGGGAGUGGCGGUUGGUGAUUGUCCAGGAUUCGGAAAAGGUUUUGACGCCUACACCGGGCACAAGUCUGUCACGCGGAUCAUGAUCGAGGAAGUCCCUAAACCACAAUAAAUGUACGGCCCUAAACAAAAUCAGCCAGUAGCAGAUUAGUUCCACUUGUCGAAAUUGAUAAGACUGUAACUUAAAAAGAAAAAGAGACAUCUUAAUUCUGUGGGAAACGUAGAACUUUGAUAAGGUGAAGGAAAGCUAUGAUGAGUUCCAAUAA
Molecule: messenger RNA, 1056 nt
Organism: Pocillopora verrucosa
Lineage: Eukaryota; Metazoa; Cnidaria; Anthozoa; Scleractinia; Pocilloporidae
Product: collagen triple helix repeat-containing protein 1-like
Source: RefSeq, a predicted model, not a curated record